Molecule: messenger RNA, 1017 nt
Organism: Sclerotinia sclerotiorum 1980 UF-70
Lineage: Eukaryota; Fungi; Ascomycota; Leotiomycetes; Helotiales; Sclerotiniaceae
Exons: 1
Coding region: 1-1017 (338 amino acids)
Source: RefSeq, a predicted model, not a curated record
AUGGAGAUGGCACGUCCUAACAAAGAUGCAGACGAACUUGAUCCAAAAAUGGGCUUAACAGAGCUAGUCGAGUUCCUCAGGAAGGGGACCCCAGAAGUUCGAACGCCUCAGAAAAGGGAAGUGCUUUUGGAUUCCAUCUUCGCCUUUUGUUGUGGCUGUAUCAAAGACGCUCUGCGAAAACCACAGAAGAAGUCGAAAGAAGCGCUUGCCAGUGUUUGGGAAACUUUUACGGAGGUCGCCAAAAAUGUUGAAUGGAACGACCCAUUUCAUGAUAGGCUGAUUUGCUUGCUCCUUUGGACGAAAGAAUUUGAUGUUCUUCGCAGAAGCCUUCGCCCACAAGAAACGAAGACCGAUUCGGAAUGGCAAUGUGAGCACUUGCUAGGAGUUAUGCAGAACUCAUGGGAGGAACUGGUAUUUGCAACCCAUGACACUUUAGCAAAACAAUGCAAUCUUGCUAGUUUCGCUGCUACGGCCUUGGCGAUCGGUACUCACGACUGGGUUGGUAUUACUGCACUAUGGUACCUGGGCGAGGCUCUUGAGACAAGCGACGAAAAGACCAUGCGCUUGGCGCCGGUAACAAUCAUUUGGAUUCGAACAGCCGGUCCUAAGCUACUCACAUUCUCAAUGCUCGAAAAGAAAUGGAGAAAUCAGGAGAUUAAUGAGAAGGUUGUGAUCGACGUAGCAUGGAUCCAGAUUCCUGGAAAAUUAGCACAAGAGGGCGGAGUUACCUACCACGGGUUUAGCUUGAAGCGAUGGAUGUUCUGGAAAUCGCGCUUUGAAAAGCUUGCGCAAGAUGAAGACGAGGAAGUUCGUGUAUGGGCUACAGAUACAGUCGAGUAUAUGACUGAGUUCGAUAGUAUGUUAGGCUACAACCUAGCAGACGAGGCAAAAGAGGAAUCAGAGUCGCCGAAUGUCCUGAGAGAUAAAAUUGAAAAUGUGAAACCGAGUAAGAACAUCGACAAGAUUCAUGAAAAUGACAACGGGAAACAAAAGCUUGAUGACAGGAAUUGCAAAUGA